Pyricularia grisea is the source of this 2328-nucleotide messenger RNA. RefSeq lists its product as uncharacterized. The transcript has 2 exons. Lineage: Eukaryota; Fungi; Ascomycota; Sordariomycetes; Magnaporthales; Pyriculariaceae. Bases 335 to 889 code for a protein of 184 amino acids. Gene Ontology annotation, biological process: protein acetylation. Gene Ontology annotation, molecular function: N-acetyltransferase activity. The record is from RefSeq and is a predicted model, not a curated record.
GUGGGUUCCUCCAAUACAGUACGGUACUGUAGAAUCUUGGAGACUGUAAAUCAAUAACGACAUGUAAGGUAUGCCCCAAGGCACAAACCCACAUACGCCCUUCAUGUCAAAAUGUGGCUGUGGAGUUCGGGGUUUGUCAUCGGCACGACUCGACAAAUGGAACUACCUAGGUAGGUAUGUUUUUGAGGUAGAGCGGACUUGGUUAUCUUUUUUUUCAUCACGUUCGUAUCAGCAAAGCCCGCGAAAUACAGUUCAGUAACCGACUACGUUGCCCAACUUGAACAAUUCCCUACCAAUACCGGUACCCAUUGACGAGCUCGUCUAUUGCAAAAACAUGGCCACCAUCAAACAUGCUAGUCGGGAGGACAUCCCAGCAAUUCUCGGCAUGAUCCGAGAACUGGCCGACUACGAACAUGAGCUUCACUCCGUCGAGACAACCGAAGCCAAACUUCUCGAGACCGUCGCCCUUGCGCCCUCGGACCCAUCUGCACCUCUCAGUCUCCCUAACGGUCUCCCAAACACCGAACCGACUUCACCCGCCAAGCCUGCUCGCUGCCUUGUCCUUUCCGAUCCAGACGGUACCACCUGUGGCAUGGCAUUGUACUUCUACAACUACAGCACAUGGCGCGCCAGGCCAGGUAUCUACCUGGAGGACUUGUACGUGCGUCCCGCGUACCGCAAGAAGGGGUACGGCCUGCGGCUGUUAGCGACACUGGCAAGAGAGGUAAGAUCAAUGCAGGGCACCAGACUGGAAUGGGCCUGCUUGAAGUGGAAUGAGCCUAGCAUCAAGUUCUACGAGAGUAUCGGGGCUAGACAGCAGAGUGAGUGGGUUGGCUUCAGGGUCGAUGGGGACAACUUGGCGAAGCUUGCCGACAUGACCAAGCAGUAACUGGUAAAUAUAUGUUGGUCAGAGCCGAUGCUUGGCAUCUGGGGUAUCAUUGGGUAUGUAUAUAGGAGACAAGAUGUGGCCCGGUCUAUGAGCGGCCGACCUAAACAGCACAGGCGCCAGUCGCUGCUGUUUUUUCUAUUGGAAAGCCAUUCAGAUCCACACCUUGGAACACCUGAUGCCAAGUUUGUGAUGCGUUGUUGCUUCUAGUAGUACUUGGCUGGCCGAACUUCACGUCCCAAUCUUGCACCGAAUUGCCUUUCUUUUCAAUAAACGGUGUCAUUCGCCAAACUUGCUCGUACAUGCGGCGCAUAUUCCGCGUAGUCAUCUUGGAUGAUAAUCCCUCUGGUGCGAAUCCCAGCUCGUCAUUGGGCUGCGGUAUGCCACUGAACAAUACCCUCUUACGAGACGACUUGCGAUCAACCCAGCCGGUUGGCUGCAAGAGGUAAUUCUCCAUGUCCCACGACUGCUUUGCAAGUUCUAGCUCGGCGUCCUCACCAAGAACAGCCACUGGUCUCCUUGGUAGCACUUGCCCGCGCGCCAUAUCCUUUCCAUGAGCGAGAUCUCGCAGUAUAGUCCAUUCCUCUUUAGGAACGGGCGGGAGUGCUUUCUCCGCAAGGAGCUUCCAGAACCUUCUGACUUUUGUGCGAGCUGGUUUUGGAGGGAAGGGAAGGCUAAACCCGUUCAGUUGGGGCACGUUGUGGUAUGCAUCCAACCGCUUAUUCUUGAUCUCGUACUUCUUUGGCAAGUCGGGCACCUCCAACUGGGCUUUCAACAAUACAGCGAACUUGUCGGUAUCCCAGCCAUCCAGCCAGUCAUACGCCAGCGUCUCCUGGCGCUCUCGAGCACGAAACUCCAUAAGGUGCUCAGGAACGGGCCCAGUUCCUAUCUUCCAGUCCAGAAACUUUUGCAGAGCAGUGCUAUCCCGGGGCGGCUCCCGACGUAAGAAGUCUGAAAUAAGCUGGCGACGACGGAAGCCGAUGCGCCCAAACCCAGUUUUGACGAGCUUCUCCAGGCUAUUAUAGUCCCCGGCGACUGCAGCUCGCAUGGUACGAAGCUUAGUGUUUCCUUUGCGAAUUCGAGUCGUUGGGUCUGGAUCGUGCCGGUGUCGCUGGAACAUGGAUACAAUCCGCUCCGUUAAACAGGGCCGGAUCACGGGGGGAAGGUAUGAAGCUUCACGGAGAAGGUGGCGGUAGAGGUGCAAGGGCGUUCUUGGGGCGGGAAGCUGGAGAGGCAUGGUUGCGUUUGUAUGUUACGCUUCUCUCGAGGAUCUAUAUCAGCGCGAGGCAGAUGCCGAGACAAGCUGCGUGCGCGGAAUCAGCAUGAAGACGUCGUAUGGGGCUACUGCUGCUCUCGUAGUCAACCUAAUAGCUUCAGGAGUAGCAGCUGUAUGAAUAAUUUAUCAAUUAUGGCAUCGUUUUGGCGGGGACUGAAUGGUCAAG